AUGGCGGGAGGCGGUUCAGCUGCGAAGGGGAAUACUGGCGGCGUAAGAAUCGUCGUCGCCGGCGAUAAAGGCACCGGAAAGUCGAGCUUGGUAGUGACGGCCGCCACCGAGAGUUUUCCGAUCAGUGCCCCUCCGUUAUUGCCGCCAACGAGGUUGCCCGAAGAUAUUUAUCCGGACCGAGUUCCCGUCACUGUCAUCGAUACAUCGUCUAGCUUGGAGAAUAGAGGUAAGCUAGCUGAAGAGCUGAAGCGUGCCGAUGCCGUAGUGCUGACUUAUGCGUGUGACCAGCCAGAAACUCUUGAUCGAUUGAGUACUUUUUGGCUUCUUGAACUCAGGCGUUUAGAGGUAAAGGUGCCAGUUAUUGUGGUAGGUUGUAAGUUAGAUUUGAGGGAUGAACAACAUCCAGUUAGCUUGGAGCAGGUGAUGUCACCGAUAAUGCAACAGUUUCGUGAGAUCGAAACUUGUAUCGAGUGUUCCGCCUUUAAACAUAUUCAGAUCCCCGAGGUUUUCUACUAUGCACAAAAGGCGGUGCUUCAUCCGACAGCUCCACUAUUUGAUCAGGAAGCACAAACUUUGAAGCCUCGAUGUGUGAGAGCUUUAAAACGAAUAUUUAUCCUCUGUGAUCAUGAUAGGGAUGGUGCCCUCAGCGAUGCAGAGUUGAAUGAUUUUCAGGUCAAGUGUUUCAAUGCGCCAUUACAACCUUCUGAAAUUGUGGGUGUUAAGAGGGUUGUUGAAGAAAAACUGCCUGAAGGUGUCAAUGACCGUGGCCUGACUUUGACGGGAUUCCUAUUUCUUCAUGCCCUAUUCAUUGAAAAGGGGCGUUUGGAGACAACAUGGACCGUCCUAAGGAAAUUCGGAUACAAUAAUGAUAUCCGACUCAGUGAUAAUCAGCUUCCAUCACCAAUAAAACGAACUCCUGAUCAGAGUGUGGAGCUGACAAAUGAAGCUGUGGAAUUUCUAAAAUACAUAUUCAAUAUGUUUGACAGUGAUGGAGAUGGAGCCCUUCGAUCAAGUGAGAUCGAGGACCUGUUUUCUACAGCACCAGAAAAUAGAAGAACCUCUUUCAGGCUUGAAGAUUUUGUCUAUGUUGGAAAUGAUGUGUGCUGGUAA
This is a messenger RNA of Ilex paraguariensis (yerba mate), 1110 nucleotides long. Lineage: Eukaryota; Viridiplantae; Streptophyta; Magnoliopsida; Aquifoliales; Aquifoliaceae. The record is from the annotation of a GenBank genome assembly.